CUCACCAAUGGCCUUCGCGCAGUGCGGGUAAAAGACAUGUUUCCACAUGCUCGGGGUGAAAUUCAGCGGCGUUCACCUGGUUAAACCCUGUCCGGCGUGUGUUCGGCUGGUCUCAGUGUGCGCUGCCGCUGCGGUCAGGGUAAAACAUGAAUUCCAAAAACAGUGACUGUGCGGCCGGUUUCCAGCAGGAAUUCAGGUCCUUCGCCACGGACGCGAUCCACGUCGGCCAGGAGCCGGAGCAGUGGAGCUCCAUGGCCGUCGUGCCUCCAAUUUCACUCUCCACCACCUUCAAACAGUACGGUCCGGGGAAGCAUGCGGGUUUUGAGUACAGCCGCAGUGGAAACCCCACACGUAACUGUCUUGAGAAGGCGGUUGCUGCUCUGGAUGGAGGGAAGUACUGCGUAGCUCUUGCUUCUGGAUUGGCUGCUACUGUGACCAUUACUCACAUGCUGAAAUCUGGAGAUGGAAUCCUGUGCAUGGACGAUGUCUAUGGAGGAACCAAUCGCUAUUUCCGAAAAGUAGCUGCAGAAAUUGGCUAUGAUAUCUCCUUUGCUGACUUCACAAACCUUGAAGUUUUAAAGGCAGCUCUUAAGCCUAAUACAAAGAUGUUGUGGAUUGAAACUCCCACAAACCCAACUAUGAAGAUUGUCGACAUCCAAGCCUGUUCAGAUGUAGCACAUGAAUAUAGUAAAAAUAUUAUUGUUGUGGUAGACAACACCUUCAUGUCGGCCUACUUCCAGCGCCCCCUGGCACUUGGAGCAGACAUCUGCAUGUACUCUGCAACAAAGUACAUGAAUGGACACACUGAUGUUGUUAUGGGGCUGAUUUCUGUCAGUCGUGAGGACCUUUAUGAACAACUGAAGUUUUUACAGAAUGCUUUGGGAGGUGUGCCUUCCCCAUUUGACUGCUACAUGUGUAAUCGGGGACUGAAGACGCUGCACUUGAGGAUGAAGCAACACUUCAAGAACGCCCUGGCUGUAGCAGAAUUCCUAGAGGCUGACCCCAGGGUGGAAAAAGUCAUUUUUCCAGGCCUGCCAUCUCACCCUCAACAUGAGCUAAUGAAGAAACAGUGCACAGGCUGCUCUGGUAUGAUCACCUUCUUCAUUAAAGGCAAACUGGAACACGCCACAACUUUCCUCAGCAACCUCAAGUUAUUUGCACUUGCUGAAAGUCUGGGAGGUUAUGAGAGUCUGGCAGAGCAUCCAGCAAUUAUGACUCAUGCUUCGGUGCCAGAAAAUGAGCGGAUGGAGCUGGGCAUCAGUGAUACACUCAUUCGCCUCUCUGUGGGACUCGAGGAUGAGGAGGACAUUAUCGCAGACCUGGCUCAAGCUCUUAGUGCUGCUCUUGCAAAGAAUUAAACUUGCCAAGAUGGGCCAGAAGCUGUGACACCCUUUCCACAGAGUGGAUAACACUUCAUACUACGUCCACAUGUUCAAUUUAUAACCAGUAUAUAACAUUUAUGCUUGGUGUCAAAUACAGAAAUGAGUGCUUCCAAAGGUCUGCAGUUAUUUCCACCCAUUCCUUCAAACCAGGUCAAAUUUACGAUACAAGCUAACAAGCUAUCUUUCUUAACUGUUGGCUGCUUUUACCGUUAUCUUUUCUGACCAUUAUAUUAAUCGAAAUUGCAGGUGUGGUAGUUAGCAACUGAAUCUAUUUGGCAUUCGGGAAAUGUAAACUGGGGUUAUAGAAAGGUGAGCAAGGAAAUGCUGUUCUCAUGAGUUAUUUUAUUUCUAUCUUUCCAUACACUGAGGAUGUGAGUGAUUUUGAAGUGCUGAUGGGUCAACUUCAGCAGGCAUUCUAGACUCUUCUUAGCGCACACACUAAGAGUUUGUCUCAUUGACAAAUAUAUGAUUUUACAAAUGAUCAAUGUCUCAUUUUAACAGACCAUAACUUGAUUUAUCAGUAUUUGUAAUAUUUUUUGAACGGUUGCUUUUGAUCUUGUCAUCUAUGCUGAUGGAACCAUUAAAAGCCAUUUGUGUCGUC
Pygocentrus nattereri (red-bellied piranha) is the source of this 1983-nucleotide messenger RNA. RefSeq names its product cystathionase (cystathionine gamma-lyase). Gene Ontology annotation, molecular function: cystathionine gamma-lyase activity; pyridoxal phosphate binding. The coding region runs from base 147 to 1358 and encodes 403 amino acids. The record is from RefSeq and is a predicted model, not a curated record. Gene Ontology annotation, cellular component: cytoplasm. Gene Ontology annotation, biological process: transsulfuration. NCBI's taxonomy places the organism in Eukaryota, Metazoa, Chordata, Actinopteri, Characiformes, Serrasalmidae. The transcript is spliced from 12 exons.